UCUAACCAACCACCCAUUAACAUUUCUUGCACUCACUCCUCAAUUAUAAAACCCUUACCACAUCAUUCCAAUUUCACUCAUCACUCACCUCUAACUCAAUCUCCUUCACACUUUUCCACCAAAUACUUUCUAGAAACCAUGGCUUUGGGAAGAGGCAGUGCAUUGGUUCUACUAGUAUGCUUUUUUGUUCUUAACUCUGACUUCGCUCAUGCUGUUACCUACACGGUUGGAGGUAACGGAGGUUGGACCUUUAACACUGUUUCCUGGCCUCAAGGAAAACGCUUUAAAGCCGGUGACACACUUGUCUUCAACUAUAGUCCUGGAGCUCACAAUGUGGUGGCGGUGAACAAAGCAGCAUAUGACAAGUGCAGCACACCAAGAGGAGCCAAAGUGUUUCGAUCAGGAAAGGAUCAGAUCAGGCUUGCUAGGGGACAAAACUAUUUCAUCUGCAAUUAUAAUGGUCACUGCCAGUCUGGGAUGAAAAUUGCCGUCACUGCUGCCUAAAUUUUAUGUUAUAUAAUAAUCUAGUGUUCAUCUUUUUAUAUGUGUGUUUUGCAAAUUUUACACCUCUUGUUGUCUUGAGUUCUUAAUAUUAAAAUAAGUGGAUAGGUGGGUGUGAAGUGUUAGUACCAUGUUUGUUAUCAUGGGUCUAGUAAUAAUAAUUGUGUGUCAUAGUAUGAUUUUUGGAUCACAUUGAAUGAACUACACAUGACUUGAAUUUAAA
Lathyrus oleraceus (garden pea) is the source of this 724-nucleotide messenger RNA. RefSeq names its product basic blue protein. Gene Ontology annotation, molecular function: electron transfer activity. Gene Ontology annotation, cellular component: plasma membrane. The transcript has 2 exons. NCBI's taxonomy places the organism in Eukaryota, Viridiplantae, Streptophyta, Magnoliopsida, Fabales, Fabaceae. The coding region runs from base 139 to 504 and encodes 121 amino acids. The record is from RefSeq and is a predicted model, not a curated record.